Messenger RNA from Scomber scombrus (Atlantic mackerel), 801 nucleotides. RefSeq lists its product as uncharacterized. The transcript is spliced from 6 exons. The coding region runs from base 1 to 633 and encodes 210 amino acids. The record is from RefSeq and is a predicted model, not a curated record. Lineage: Eukaryota; Metazoa; Chordata; Actinopteri; Scombriformes; Scombridae.
AUGAAGCUGAUCCUGUCUCUCACUGUCAUCUGGACUCUCUCCAGCACAGCUGAAGCUCUUCAGUGUUGGCAUGGUACAGGAGAUACAAAGGAGUUACGUCCAUGUAAUUCCACUGACAUGUGUGCAUCUGUUGGCAUACAAGUAAAUGUGAAUGGGAGUGUCCUUCUCUACCACGGCAGGUUUUGUGUGCCAUCAUCCCUUUUCAGUGAAGGAAACCACAUCAUUUCUCUGAGUACUGGUGUUGUAACUGAAUCUGUGUCUGUUCAUGUGUGUAACACAGAUGGUUGCAAUGAUGAAGCCAUCAUUUUCCCAGGUAUUCACGAUAACAACCUGCAGUGUUUCACCUGUGAUGAUCCAUCUUCUGAUGUGUGUAAGAUGACACUACAGUGUGUGGGAGUGCAGGACCGCUGCCUUAGUGGGACUGUGAAAGGUUCUGGGAACACAACAGUUCAUACUGUGGGAUGUAUCUCUGCAAACCUCUGUGAAGAAACUUCUGACUUGGAGUACCUCCUGGGAGUUGAAUUCAUUCGUGGACCAAAAUGUUGUGGAAGCAGCUUCUGUAACUCAGCCUGGUCUGUCAAACUGAAUGUGAUGACUUUGCUGUUUGGGCUCAUUACCCUUAUCUUCUAUUAGAACAAAGAGAAACAGCUGUGUAGUGUGUGAAUAAGCCAAAUACAUCUAUUAUCUUCUCAGUCAUUUACACAGUGAGAUGUCUUCAACAGUUUGAAUGUUUUAACUUGGUAAAUAAUUAUUUUAACCAUAACUGCAGCAUCCCAGUAAAAUAAAGUUAGCUCAUGAUAA